Messenger RNA from Nerophis lumbriciformis (worm pipefish), 2557 nucleotides. Its product is annotated as RING finger protein 228. The record is from RefSeq and is a predicted model, not a curated record. Gene Ontology annotation, molecular function: ubiquitin protein ligase activity. Gene Ontology annotation, biological process: protein ubiquitination. NCBI's taxonomy places the organism in Eukaryota, Metazoa, Chordata, Actinopteri, Syngnathiformes, Syngnathidae.
AUCAUCGUCGUCGUCGUAGUCGUCGUCGUCGUUCUGCGGGGAGGAUGAUGGCGUCUCCCUGAGCUGGGAGGAGGGGGCGAGCGCCGAGAGACGUCAGCAUCUCCGCUUCCUUUGUGUUCAACGCGGAUGGCGAAAGAUGACAUGGCAGAAGUAGACGCGGCGCCGCGCGGCGGAGCGGGUUCCGCCGCCGCCGCCGCCGCCGCCGACCCCCCCUCGGCGUUUACGUACGAGGAGUACGAAUGCAAAAUCUGCUACAAUUACUUCGACCUCGACCGCCGGGCGCCGAAGAUCCUGGAGUGCUUGCACACCUUCUGCGAGGAGUGCCUCAACACGCUGCACCUCCGCGAGGAGCGGCCGUGGCGCAUCAGCUGCCCGGUGUGUCGACACCGGACGCCGGUGCCGGACUACCGGAUACAGAACCUGCCCAACAACACCAAGGUGACGGAGGACUUCCCGCUCUACAUCGACUCCGACCCGCUCCCGCAGGACGCCUUGCCGCCCUACCCUCCGCCGCUGCACCCGGCUCUGGUGGCGCUCCGCCGGGAGGAGGCGUCGGGAGCGUCCGGCGGCGGCGGCGGCGGCCAAGCCACGCCGUCCACCACCGUGUCCACGGCCACCACCCUCUCGCAAGACUCUGCGCGCUACGACAGCUGUCAGAGCUGCAAGCGGGUGGCUCUGACCACCGGAUGCGUGUGCGUGAUCUUCUCCUUCCUGUCCAUGCUGGUGUUGCUCUUCAUGGGCCUGAUCUUCGUGCACAGCCACAGCAUCCCUCCGUCCCCGGCGGGACCCAUCUGCUUGUCGGUGGCCAGCAUCCUGGCCAUGUUCUCGGUGGUGGUCACGUGGCUCAUCUGCUGGCUCAAAUACCGCCCGGACCACGAGACGGGCCGCUCGUCCGCCACCGGAAACUCCCGGAGGAACGCCUGAGCUUGCUGGGACUUGUCCCCUUUUUUUCUAUAAUGAAAUCAUCCUAAAUGGCCUUUAGCUGAUAGCAAACACCCAAAGGCCUUUGAGGUCAACCUUUCUCUUAUUUUCUCCGCAAAAUAUGCACUUAUACUCAGCAUCAAGGGGUCGGAAUUGGGGGGUUAAAUCACCAAAAUGAUUCCCGGGCGCGCCCACCGCUGCUGCUCACUGCUCCCCUCACCUCCCAGAGGGUGGAACAAGGUGAUGGGUCAAAUGCAGAGGACACAUUUCACCACACCUAGUGUGUGUGUGAAAAUAAUUGGUACUUUAACUUAACUUUAACUUUAACUUAUAGCAGGGGUGUCAAACUCAUUUUAGAUGGGAAAAAAUCUACUCCCAAACAUGGCACGAUAACUUAAAAAUAAAGACAACUUCAGAUUGGGUUCUUUGUUUAAAAAUAGAACAAGCUCAUUCUGAAAUUGUAAAAAAAUCAUAAUGUUGUUGGGUUUUUUUCACACGUACAUGUUGCGGUUAAUAGUAUUCUCUCUUUAUUUCCAUCCAUCCAUCCAUUUUCUACCGCUUAUUCCCUUCGGGGUCGCGGGGGGGGGGCGCUGGAGCCUAUCUCAGCUACAAUCGGGCGAAAGGCGGGGUUCACCCUGGACAAGUCGCCACCUCAUCGCAGGGCCAACACAGAUAGACAGACAACAUUCACACUCACGUUCACACACUUGUCGUUAUUUAUAUUUUCUAAAUAAAUGAUGUGAUCAUGUUCAUCAGUCAACUCAUUGGUGUUAAUUUUCAAUCCAUCAAUAUAUAAACAUUAGUAUGGGGAACAUACUCUUAAGUCAGUGGUCCCCAACCUAUUUGUAACUGUGGACCGGUCAACGCUUGAAAAUUUGUCCCAUUUUUUUGGUCAUAAAAAAAAUUCAAUCAUGUGUGCUUACGGACUGUAUCCCUGCAGACUGUAUUGACCUAUAUUCAUAUAUAAUAUAGGAACCUGAAAUAUUAAUAACAGAAAGAAACAACCCUUUUGUGCGAAUGAGGGAGGUUUUUUGGGUUGGUGCACUAAUUGUAAGUGUAUCUUGUGUUUUUCAUGUUGAUUUAAUAAAAAAAAAAAAGUAUUUAAUUUAUUAUUUUUUUAAUUUCUUGUGCGACCCGGUACCAAUCGAUCCACGGACCGGUACCGGGCCGUAGCCCGCUGGUUGGGGACCACUGCUCUAAGUAACAAAGACUUAAUUUAGAGUUAUUUGGACACCAGUAGAACAUAUAAGGGUUAGGGUUACUAAUAAGCAAUAAUUCUGAGGUUAUUGGGGGAAGACUCUUAGUUAAUGGCUUACUGGUUGUAUAAUAAGGCCAUGCAGAAUAAGGCAUUAAUAAGUACUUAAUAAUGACUAAUUAAGAGCCAUUAUGUUACUAAUUUGCAUGUUAAUAAGCAACUAAUUAAUGGUGAAUAUGUGUUCCCCAUACUAAAGUGUUACCUUAAAUGAUGUCAAAAUCAAAUUACAGUAUGUUAUUUAUGUAGUUUGAUCAUUUUCCUUAUUUUGUAUAUAUGUAGCAUCAUCUACAAAGAUACAAAGAAUUGCUAUUGCGACAUCUAGUGGACACAUUUAGAACAAGUCUCAUUCAAAGAUUUCAGGUUAAUUUUUAUACUUAGCAA